AUGAGCGACGGCGAGACGUCGUUUGAUUGGCUGCUGGGCUGGCUCGCGCCCUUUCAGUUGGGUGUACCCGGCGAGCUGUGUCGCAACGAUGGUCGGGCUUACCUGCGCGCGCUGCUGAGUCGGGCGCCAGCUGGCUGGGCGCUGCGCAUGGCCGACGCCUCAGGAAGGCUGCCGGACGGCGUGCUGUUCGGCAGCCUGAACCUGCUGGGCGCCUGGGACAAGUGUCUGGCUGUGCAGGCGGCGCUGAACGCCUCGCGUGGCCCGCAGUCGUCCGCGCGCGGCUUCUCUGGCCGGCUCUGCGCGGCCGCGGUUGUGCCGGAUGCCAGCAGCGCGUCUGCGCCCAGCAGGACGGGCCAGCGGCAGGCACCGGCACUGCCCACGCUGGCCGACCUCCUGCCGGGCGCCGUGCGCUACGCUUAUUGCGUGCCCUCGUCGUGUUGCGCGCACGACGUGCGCAUCUCGCUGGGCCUGCUGCUGAAAGGCAAUGGGCUGCGCGUCGUUGUCGGCGAGUGUCAAGCCCGCGACGACGCGCCGGUGCUCGACGGCGGCGACUGGGCAGCCGUCGCCUUUCUGACGCUGACGGGACUUGUAGUGCUCGGCUGCACGGCGGUCAAUAUGGCUGCUACGCACGAGGAGCGCGCCCGGGCACUGCUCGUGUACAGAGGCGCGCCGUUGCCACCCGACUGGCGGACGGUGUGCGUACGCGCGUUCUCGCUGUAUCGCAACGUGCGACGUCUGCUGAGCGUGCAGACGGCGCCGGACAACAUCGGCUGCCCACACGGCCUGCGCUUCAUCUCCAUGACCUGGGCCAUCCUCGGUCACACGUACAUCGUCAACUUCCUGCUGCUGCCGCUCAGUAACAUGGGUGCGCUGCCGGAGGUCACUCGGCCGCUGCCGUUCCAGGCCAUCAUGAACGCGCCCCCUGCCGUUGACACGUUUCUGCUGCUCAGCGGCGCAAUGUUCUACUACUCACUGAUGAACGCGCGGCGCGCUGGCCGCGGGAUCGGCGUGCGCGAGGUGCUCAGCACGUACCUGCACCGGUAUCUGCGCCUGACGCCGCUGUACGCGGUGGUGGUGUGGCUGACGGCCACGCUGCGGCGCCACAUCGGCCGCGGCUCCUUCACCGCGCUCUUUUUCGGAAUGUUCGGCGUCACCGGGUGCCGGCGCUACUGGCGGUGCAACCCGCUCUACAUCAACAACCUGUACCCCAACGGCGAGGCGGUGUGUAUCGACCAGGCCUGGUACGCGGGGCUUGACUUUCAGAUGUUCGUGGUGGCACCGCUACUAGUUCUGCCGUUUUUGUGGAACCGGCGUCCCGGCGCCGCCUGGCUGACGCUCUAG
Messenger RNA from Pollicipes pollicipes, 1341 nucleotides. Its product is annotated as nose resistant to fluoxetine protein 6-like. The transcript has a single exon. NCBI's taxonomy places the organism in Eukaryota, Metazoa, Arthropoda, Thecostraca, Pollicipedomorpha, Pollicipedidae. The record is from RefSeq and is a predicted model, not a curated record. The coding region runs from base 1 to 1341 and encodes 446 amino acids.